AUGGCUCCUAAUGAUGUGUCUCACCGUCGAACCCAUAACUUGCUGCUGAUAUCGAAGCUGCUCAACCUCCGGGAGGGUGCUGCGCCGUUAACUCUCGUGCAAGACUCGCUGGAGCAGCCAGCCGCUCCGCUCUUAAAGGAGUACAUUCGACGAACCAAACUAUCUAAAGGACAUGUAACCUUCGUCUCCUUCGAUACAUUGACUCGCCCGGCUGGUGCUGACACAUUCAUAAACGCCGCUGGAAAGCCAUACGAGCUGAUCGCAGAAGAGGUGACAUCGUCUUAUACUGCCUCCCAGCCUACAGGAAACCAGAAUACCACUCCCAAAAGAUAUCUUGUCAUAGUUGAUUCAGUACAUCCAUUGCUUUCUCCAAGAGCUGGCGCAAAGACUGUUUAUCUGCCUGAAUACCUCAGCUCUCUGUUGGGGCCUGCUUCACCCCAUGUGCAAGUCUCUCUUGUUUUGGUUUAUCACCGUCAUAUACCAUCUUCACCCAGCUCGAAUCCGUACGCCCCAUCACCGCUCUCCCUCUUGACAUACCUCGCCACGACAAUAAUCACAACCCAUUCAAUGUCUCAGAUGCUGGCUCGAAAGGCAGCUAUAGAUAGAAGUCUGGCGCCUCCAGUAUUUGGACUGGAGGAAGAAGUCGACGGUGUUUUAAUUGGAAGGGUUAAUCAACACUUGAAGGGCGGGAAACAAGACGGAAUUGUCCUGGAAAUGGAACAUAGGCGGAAGAGCGGACGUGGCAUAGUCGAGUGGUAUUUUCUGCCACAUGCAUCUAAAUACUCUACCAAACAAGUUACGGAGGUGGUCAUUUUGCUUGAUGACCAUCCGCUGUAUAAACGGAAGGACACUGAAGUGAACGAGGAAGCAUGGGAACCCGAAUCAACCUUCGAACUUGGCCUAACGGAAAGACAGCGGAGAGAGAGGGAUAAUGUGGUGCUGCCUUAUUUCGAUGCCCAGAAGGGUAACGGUCCCGGGGAGGGUGGACGUAUCCUCUAUGACAUGGGCGAGGAAGACGACUUCGAUGAAGAGGAGGACGAAAUCUGA
Trichophyton rubrum CBS 118892 is the source of this 1047-nucleotide messenger RNA. RefSeq lists its product as uncharacterized. Gene Ontology annotation, cellular component: cytosol; nucleus; elongator holoenzyme complex. The record is from RefSeq and is a predicted model, not a curated record. Gene Ontology annotation, molecular function: tRNA binding. NCBI's taxonomy places the organism in Eukaryota, Fungi, Ascomycota, Eurotiomycetes, Onygenales, Arthrodermataceae. The transcript has 3 exons. Gene Ontology annotation, biological process: tRNA wobble uridine modification. Bases 1 to 1047 code for a protein of 348 amino acids.